Messenger RNA from Humulus lupulus (European hop), 525 nucleotides. Its product is annotated as proline-rich receptor-like protein kinase PERK10. The coding region runs from base 1 to 525 and encodes 174 amino acids. Lineage: Eukaryota; Viridiplantae; Streptophyta; Magnoliopsida; Rosales; Cannabaceae. The transcript is spliced from 2 exons. The record is from RefSeq and is a predicted model, not a curated record.
AUGACUGGCAUAGAGAAAAGUGUCAAACAGAUGGUCACAAAGGCCAAUCUGAGGGUGGUCGGGCUUUUGGCACCUCACCAAGAUAUGAGGGAAUCUACCGCGGGGAGUGCCACCGGCACUGAAGUCCCCGAGCAACAACAAGAUGUGCCACAACCUCCACCGAGGAGGGCAACAGGGGUGACCAUCAACGAAACAACCGGUGCCCUACGACCUGCUGCUGCACCGGCUCCUCUAGGGAAGGACAUGCUUGCCGAACGAGCCUUUGACUUGUACGCCAAAUCAGCAAGCAAGAAAAAGUCUCAUAAGCGCCAGUCUGGGGAGGGCUACAGCAAUCUCCCCAUGAAGAAAUCUCGAACAGACGAUCCUCCUGCGCCUACUCCCACAAAGGAGACAACUCCUCCACCAGCUCCUGCUAGAGAGGCAACCCCGACGCCUCCUGUAAAUCUAGAUCCCUCGUCUCCGGUCGGGCAGAAUCCUCCUCCAGCUCCAGCCGACCUUACGCCUCCAACAUCCACCAUCCAGUAG